GAGUCCGAACUGCCAGAACCCGAAGAGGGGCCGGGGGCGCGGAGCCUGGGGAGCCGGGCCCCGAAAGCAAAGCCGGGAGAGCGGACUGAGGCGGGAACUGGCCGGCAGCCCGUGCCCCUCAGACACCUGCUCGCCCGCCCAGCCCAUCGGCGCCCGCAGAGUGGCCCUCGGGCCCCCACCCGGGCCCAGUCCCGCCCCGGGCCCCCCAUGGCCCGGGCCGCAGUUCUCCCGCUGUCCAGGUCGUCGCCGACGCUGCCGCUGCUGCCGUUGCUGCUUCUGCUGCUCCGAGAAACCGGCGCCCAGGAUGUGGGUGUCCUCGUGCCGCCAGAAGUGCGGGGCCGCCUGGGGAGCACUGUGGAGCUGCCCUGCCACCUCCUGUCCCCAGCUUCUGAAGUCCGAGUCUCGCAGGUGAUGUGGCUGUAUCAGGAUGGGACCAAGAGCUACCAGAACGUGGCCACUUUCCACCCUCUAUAUGGACCCAACUUCCCCAGCCAGAAGCUUGGCAAGGAGCGGCUGUCCUUUGUCACCGCCAGCCAGAGCUCUGGGGCCGGGCAAGGCUCAGAGAAUGUACUGCGGGACGCCACACUGGCCCUCCGGGGGCUGACCGUGGAGGACGAGGGCAACUACACCUGCGAGUUUGUCACCUUCCCCCAGGGAACCAGUCGUGGGGUGACCUGGCUCAGAGCCAUAGCCCAGCCCCAGAACCACGCUGAAAAGCAGGAGGUCACCCUCAGCCUGGAGCCUGUGCCCGUGGCACGCUGUGUCUCCACGGGGGGCCGCCCCCCGGCCCGAAUCUCCUGGAUCUCGCCCCUGGAUGGCGAGGCCACAGAGAGCCAGGUGCAGGGGCCCGUGCCCGGCACAGUCACUGUCACCAGCCGCUUCACCUUAGUGCCCCUGGGCCGAGCAGAUGGUGUCAAGGUCACCUGCAAAGUGGAGCAUGAGAGCUUGGAGGAGCCAGCCUUGCUGCCCGUGACCCUCUCCGUGCGCUACCCCCCUGAGGUCUCCAUCUCCGGCUACGAUGACAACUGGUACCUCGGCCGAAACGAGGCCACACUGAACUGUGAUGUCCGCAGCAACCCUGAGCCCACAGGCUAUGACUGGAGCACGACUUCAGGCGUCUUCCCAGCCUCAGCGGUGGCCCACGGCCCCAAGCUGGUCAUCCACUCAGUGGACAGGCUGGUCAACACCACCUUCAUCUGCACAGUCACCAAUGCCAUGGGUUCAGGCCACGCUGAACAGGUUGUCCUUGUUCGAGAAACCCCCAAUACGGCAGGUGCAGGGGCCACGGGUGGCAUAAUUGGAGGCAUCAUCGCCGCCAUCAUUGCCACAGCUGUGGCUGCCACGGGCAUCCUCAUCUGCCGGCAGCAACAGAAGGAGCAGAGGCUGCAGGGAGCAGAGGAGGAGGAUGAUCUGGAGGGACCUCCAUCGUACAAGCCACCAACUCCCAAGGCCAAGCUGGAGGAGGCAGAGAUGCCCUCCCAGCUCUUCACUCUGGGGGCCUCAGAGCACAGCCCACUCAAGACCCCCUACUUUGAUGCUGGCAUCUCAUGUGCUGAGCAGGAAAUGCCUCGAUAUCAUGAGCUGCCCACCUUGGAAGAGCGAUCGGGGCCCCUCCUCCUGAGGGCCACAAGUCUGGGGUCCCCCAUCGUGAUGCCUCCGGGGCCAUCUGUUGUGGAGGGUGUUUCCCUGAACCUAGAGGAUGAGGAGGAAGAGGAGGAAGAUUAUCUGGACAAGAUCAACCCCAUCUACGACGCCCUGUCCUACUCCAGCCCCUCUGACUCCUACCAAGGCAAAGGCUUUGUCAUGUCCCGAGCCAUGUAUGUGUGAGCUGCCAUGGCUCUGGCCGCCCACUGCCUCACCUUUAAUCCCUCAACUUUCUGCCAGGGAUGGUAAUGCCCACUGACCUCUGGCCAGGUCACUGUCAGUUAACACACCUGCACCCAAGGUGACCCCCACCUUGGUGGCACCACUAUGACCUCUCGUCCAGGAUCUCUGACCCAAAAAAACUAUCCUUCGACAAGGAAAUCUGAUAACUUUAUCUCAUAUCUCUGAACCAAGAACUUAAAACUGUGCUCUGCCUCCCCUCUCAACUCCAAAAUGUCAAAGACCUCAAACCUAUGAUUUGUCCAGUAACUGUAGGCUAGGUGUUGGGGGCACCCUGCUGCUCAGACCUGAGCCCUCCAGGCAGCAGAGUGACAUUGGCCCCCUCCCUGCCCUGUUCUCCAAAGGUAGGAAAGAGGGCAUUCUCCAGCCCAAGGCAGAGCUUCCCCAUCUGCUCUCUCCUGCAGGCAGGAGUCUCAGGGUUCUGAGCCCCUACUACCCUAGUUCCUGUCUACAGAGAAUUAAAUCCCAGCCCAGGGCCAGAUGAGCCUCAUGCAGUGUGUGCCUUGAUGGUCCAGCCUCAGGAGAAGAAUUUGCUGUUACUUUGAAGACUACUGAGUCUUUUUACUCUUGUCCAGUUGGAUAGGACCCAAACCUCUCUGGGGUGGGGAGUGGGUCACCUGGUUGGGGGUAGAAGAUGUGUUGUUGUUUUGUAAUAUAGUCUUUCC
Messenger RNA from Condylura cristata (star-nosed mole), 2549 nucleotides. It is a transcript of the gene NECTIN2, whose product is annotated as poliovirus receptor-related 2 (herpesvirus entry mediator B). The record is from RefSeq and is a predicted model, not a curated record. Gene Ontology annotation, molecular function: cell adhesion molecule binding. The coding region runs from base 208 to 1827 and encodes 539 amino acids. The transcript is spliced from 9 exons. Gene Ontology annotation, cellular component: plasma membrane; extracellular exosome; focal adhesion. Gene Ontology annotation, biological process: susceptibility to natural killer cell mediated cytotoxicity; positive regulation of mast cell activation; regulation of viral entry into host cell. NCBI's taxonomy places the organism in Eukaryota, Metazoa, Chordata, Mammalia, Eulipotyphla, Talpidae.